UUGCAAGCCUAACCUCCAGCUGGGAUCAAAACGAUAAGGUGUUUCUGCCAUUGGAGUCUAACUCUCUUGAGAAGACGAAGCAAGCUCGCCCACAGGGUCAUACCGAUGGAAGCUCACACGCUGGAGAUGUUUGAAGUUGGGCCGUGUGAGACCCCUUUCCAAAUGGGCUUCUUGAUUGGCCGGAGGUUCUCUCGUCUGAUACAGAGCAGGUUGUCUAGAGACCUCAUCCUUCAAAACCAGCUCCUGCCAUGGGCAAGAGCUCCAGAAUCACGGCCUCUCCUCGAAUCUCUCUGCGGGAAUAACCGGAACAAGUUCCCUCGCUACUGGGACGAGCUCGUUGGGACGGCAGAAGGGAGUGGCGUGCCGGUUCUCGAUGUAGUAUUGAUAAACUUCAGGAAGGAAAUCCUACCCUUCAUCCCGGAGAAGGAGCCAAAGUCAGACCCGCCCGAGAAAGCCAUCGAGUGUUCAGACGUAUUGGUCGUCAGCAAGUCGAUGGCUGCUGCCGGGCACAACGAGGACGCUAAUGUCGCUCUGGUUGGCCACACCUACUUAAUCAAGGGUACUCUGUCAAAUGGAUUGUGCUUCAUUUCGUACACGUAUGCAGGUGAGCUCCCGAGCUGCGCUUUCGGAUUCAACAACAAUGGAAUGGGAUUUACACUGAAUGCAGUACCUCCCUCUAAAGAAGAGAUUGUAGCAGGUGGAAUUGGAAGGAACUUCAUCUCCAGAGAUCUCCUCGAGGCGACGAGCAUGACCGAUGCGACCAGUAAAAUCCGCUCUGCAGAAGCAUCCGUAGGGCACAGCUACAAUCUGAUCGACCUGAAGGCACGAAGAAUUAGCAACAUAGAGACCGCAUCGGGGAACCGGCUCUCGGUUAAUGAAGUGGAUGAAACGCCGUUCUUCCAUGCAAACAUGUAUCUGCAUCUUCUAGUCAAGCAGGUAGAAGAUGAGAACUCAAAAAGCAGGCAAACGAGAGCGGCUGUGUUACCGAAGAAUUCUAAACAGGACUUCCUGUCACUCCUUGGAGAUACAGAUGAUGCGAAAUAUCCCAUCUACAUGUCAGGUCCAAUGCUGUACACGCUAUGCACGGCUCUGGUCAAUCUGGACGAGCGGACGCUGAGCAUCAUUAAAGGGAAUCCAAAGAAAGGAGAAAUUUCUCAUACCUUCUCUCUGUCCUCACCAGAUCUCAAGAAGCUGUGCUGAAACCUCCAUGCAGCUCAUUUUGCUCUGAUGAAGUGGGAAAGACUAAUGCAGUUUCCGGGGCUCUCAUCCAG
This is a messenger RNA of Rhodamnia argentea, 1271 nucleotides long. RefSeq lists its product as uncharacterized. The transcript is spliced from 7 exons. Lineage: Eukaryota; Viridiplantae; Streptophyta; Magnoliopsida; Myrtales; Myrtaceae. The record is from RefSeq and is a predicted model, not a curated record. Bases 106 to 1200 code for a protein of 364 amino acids.